AGGUUAAAGUUCAUGACCUUCCUCAUGCUAAUUGUCCUGUCCAUCAGUAUUGCAAUCACUGCCAUGAAGUUUGGUGCUGCCGCUCUACAAGAUAACUUUGUGGCGGAGAUUUCUACAAACUACGAGAAUUCUAUAGAGUUUGUCUCCUUCUAUGGACUUCUGAAUUUCUACAUGUAUACAAUGGCAUUUGUGUACUCUCCCUCUAAAAAUGCACAAUAUGAAACAAACUUUAAAGAAAACCCAGCAUUAUCCAUGUUGAAUGAUUCUGAUGAAGAAGUGCAUUAUGAAUCCGAUGCAGAGGAGAUCAGUUUGACGAACAGGAGGGGGAAUCGUUACCAAGACGAGGAGGAAACCUUCCAUUGACGUCACACAAACAUAGAACUGUGUACAGUGUCAGAGGGGAUCCAAUGGGGCGGGGGAACUGUGUGAAUUAUUCAUAGUAUAAACAUGGGAACUCUCCAUUGACAUCAAACAAAUCUAGAUCUGUAUACAAUGUGAGGAUGGAUAUCCAGGUGUGGAACUGUGUGAAUUACUCAUAGGUUACAUUUCGACUCUCUCCAUUGACGUCACAUAAGCCUAAGUAGAACUAAGACAGGGGAGCUAAUCCCAUCUAUGUCUGGUGACAGGGAAAUCCAGUGUGGUGUGGAAAUGUGUGAAUGUACUGGGGUAUAUAUAGAAAUCGGAUGGGAAUUCUUGUGUAAAGAGGGAUAUACUCAGGACCAAAAAUGUUAAAGAAAAGUGUCAUGUCCAAGUUCACAAAAAGAAGGUUUUUUUUUUUUUUUUUUUUUACAAAAAA
Molecule: messenger RNA, 796 nt
Organism: Saccostrea cuccullata (small rock oyster)
Lineage: Eukaryota; Metazoa; Mollusca; Bivalvia; Ostreida; Ostreidae
Product: transmembrane protein 181-like
Exons: 3
Coding region: 13-363 (116 amino acids)
Molecular function (GO): toxic substance binding
Source: RefSeq, a predicted model, not a curated record